CCUUGUGUGGUUGUCACCAAAACCGUCCCGUCUUGUCCACUUUCAUUCCUCUUCUCCAUUGUUGAAGCUCUGACUUCUGUUUGCAUUGAUUGUCCAAACAAGAAUCUCACCGUUCGAAUCUCAGCAGUGUAUAAAUACUCUGUUCUAGACUUGCGUCAACGAACCCUAUGCUCAACAUCGCGAACCGAACCUGAACGCACAAACGAGACACAUACAAAUUUCACACGAAAUACUACAAACAUGUCGCCGAGCGCAACUGAGAACGGCGCCAAGGCAAAUGGCGUCAUCGAGACAGAUCUUGGAAUUGUCCCCGUUCCCAAGGUGGAGGGCGAUUGGACGGUAGACAAGGCGGUUGAUACUAUCGGCACCGGGAAAUACACUGAAGCAUCCAACUCCCCAAUUGGCUACUUCCAUCUCCUCGAGCGCCUCAAGACCACCAAGCGCGAGGGCUGGAGGCGGUUUGACAUCAACCGAGGAGAGUCGAUUUCCGACCACAUGUACAGAAUGUCCAUGAUGACCAUGCUCGCCCCCGCCUCCCUUGCCGAGAAGAUCGACGUCAACAGGUGCAUCAAGAUGGCACUGAUCCACGACAUGGCCGAAUCCCUUGUCGGCGACAUCACCCCCGUCGACAACGUCCCAAAGACCGAGAAGAACAGGCGCGAAGCCUCGACCAUGGACUACAUCACAAAGCGAUUGUUGGGCAAUGUCGAUGGUGGAAAGCAGGGCGAGCAAAUACGUGCUAUCUGGCAAGAAUACGAGGACUCUAAGACGCUCGAAAGUCUAUUUGUCCACGACAUUGACAAGAUCGAACUACUUCUGCAGAUGGUAGAGUACGAAAAGCGCGGAAAGGGCAAGCUUGAUCUAGGCGAGUUCACUUUUGUCAAGACCAAGGUCGGACUUAACGAGAUGAGGGCCUGGGCAGACGAGAUUAUCAAGGAGCGCGAAGAAUUCUGGGCAGGAAAGGAGCAUAUUCGCCGUGACGGGGGUGAUGAAGGAGUCAUCACUCAGGAGAAGGAGAAGAUGCAAGAGGCAUACUAUGCCGGCCAUGGGCGGAAGGAGUAGAACUUGACGGCCAACGGACAUUGACAUCAUACCCCGUUGUUAUCAUCAGCCUUGGGAGACUUGUGGAGUGGAGGGGAGUUAUGGGAUUUGGGCGCUCGCAUGGGAUUUGUGAUUAUGGCAUCCAAAGGGCGCUGUCGCAUUCGACGUGGAUUUGUAUGGAAUACCCAGGUGAAAUCGGAUGAUUUGCACCAACAUCAUGAUAUCAUACAAGAGAAGCAUGAACUAAUAGCCAGACUAGCAUACCCGAUAGACCAUCAAUAUUGGCAUUAGAGUUUUGUGUUUCAACUUGUCCCCUCAACCCAGUAGGCUGCCGGGUAGUGACCCCCAAAGUCGUUGCGCCAACC
Messenger RNA from Neurospora tetraspora, 1406 nucleotides. RefSeq names its product HD domain-containing protein. Gene Ontology annotation, cellular component: cytoplasm. The coding region runs from base 241 to 1062 and encodes 273 amino acids. Gene Ontology annotation, molecular function: 5'-deoxynucleotidase activity. NCBI's taxonomy places the organism in Eukaryota, Fungi, Ascomycota, Sordariomycetes, Sordariales, Sordariaceae. The record is from RefSeq and is a predicted model, not a curated record. The transcript is spliced from 4 exons.